GUGGACUCCAAUCCACAGAAUGUCCCACAGGUGGACUCCAAUCCACUGAAUCUCCCACAGGUGGACUCCAAUCCACUGAAUCUCCCACAGGUGGACUUCAAUCCACUGAAUCUCCCACAGGUGGACUUCAAUCCACUGAAUGUCCCACAGGUGGACUCCAAUCCACUGAAUGUCCCACAGGUGGACUCCAAUCCACUGAAUGUCCCACAGGUGGAGUCCAAUCCACUGAAUGUCCCACAGGUGGACUCCAAUCCACUGAAUGUCCCACAGGUGGAUUCCAAUCCACUGAAUGUCCCACAGGUGGAUUCCAAUCCACUGAAUGUCCCACAGGUGGACUCCAAUCCACUGAAUGUCCCACAGGUGGACUCCAAUCAAGUUGUGGAAACAUCUCAAGGAGGA
This is a messenger RNA of Staurois parvus, 399 nucleotides long. Lineage: Eukaryota; Metazoa; Chordata; Amphibia; Anura; Ranidae. The record is from the annotation of a GenBank genome assembly.